AUGUAUGUGUUGGAUUGCCGCCGAAGACAUACGUUUGCUAGUUGUAGCUUCAUUUUUCUUCGAGAUGUGAUCUUAGGGGAUGAGAUUCAUUACGCGGGACGUGCACUUGUAUCUAGGGGUGGACUUUUUGGCACUGAAAAACCCGAAACCGCCGACGGCGGCGAGGGCUCCACCUUCACCUUCUCAUCGGACGGCGGCCAAGAACACAAACCCAAUUACGAUGACAGCAUCCAAAUCAAACCCAACUCCUCCUCCAAACGCGAAACGGCGUCGUCGUCGGUGACGAUGCCGAUGUCGUUCAUGACGGGGUCGGUGGUGGGGAAGAGAUUCUACAACCAAGUGACGACGAGGAAGGCCGACGACGGUAAUGGAUGGACGGUGAUGCUUGAUUACCGGACGCUCAAGACUCCGUCGAAGAGAUCCUUAAAGCUUCCGACUUUGGGUUUGGCUAAGGCCAUUGCUGCUGAGUGGGAAUACCAGGAGACAGAUGGGAUUUGGCCGUUUAUGAUGCCUCUCAUGAAGCUUGUUUGUACUGCACUGGAACGAGUUCCUAUCACACGGCAUAAGGUUAUAGAAUUCUUGAUAAAUAGAUUCAAUCAAGAUCUAGUCUUUUGUCGUGCCCCAGAUGACAACGAGCUGACAAGUGACAUCCAUGAACGGCAAGUGGAAAAGAUUGAUCCAUUACUUGAUUGGAUGGAGUCUGAAUUUGGCUUUAAGCCUGUCGUUUACUCCAGCUUUUGUGGUGGAAAGCAUGAUGAGGGACUUCUAAAAGCUGUAGAAACCCUACUGAAGAAAACAGAUGAGUGUGAAUUGGCAGCAAUUGAUGCUAUUGCAGGAGCAGCACACUCCCUAACAAUUGCUCUUGGAUUAUUUCGUGGGAAACUGAAUAUUGAAGAACCAAUUGAGUUGAUUAGACUUGAAGAAGAUUUUCAGGUAGACAAGUGGGGUCUGGUUGAAGGUGGUCAUGAUGUAGAUAUUGCUGAUCUCAAAGUACAGAUCGCAUCGGCUGCUGUAUUCCUAGGUCUUUCAAGGAGGGUUUAAUCUUAGUACAUCUUUUCUUCAGUUUUUGUUCUUACCCUCUUAUAUCUUAGCAAUAGCUAACUUGUUGGCGAGGUUUUUUUUACAAUGUUUACGUUGUUAUAGGUCUGUAGAAGUUACAACACCAAGAUGCCCAAUAUUUUGUGAAAUCCUGUUGUUAUUUAU
Messenger RNA from Fragaria vesca subsp. vesca, 1203 nucleotides. Its product is annotated as ATP synthase mitochondrial F1 complex assembly factor 2-like. The transcript has 5 exons. NCBI's taxonomy places the organism in Eukaryota, Viridiplantae, Streptophyta, Magnoliopsida, Rosales, Rosaceae. The record is from RefSeq and is a predicted model, not a curated record. Gene Ontology annotation, cellular component: mitochondrion. The coding region runs from base 1 to 1041 and encodes 346 amino acids. Gene Ontology annotation, biological process: mitochondrial proton-transporting ATP synthase complex assembly.